Molecule: messenger RNA, 2443 nt
Organism: Dreissena polymorpha
Lineage: Eukaryota; Metazoa; Mollusca; Bivalvia; Myida; Dreissenidae
Product: rab proteins geranylgeranyltransferase component A-like
Exons: 17
Coding region: 140-2191 (683 amino acids)
Biological process (GO): protein geranylgeranylation; small GTPase-mediated signal transduction; intracellular protein transport
Cellular component (GO): nucleus; Rab-protein geranylgeranyltransferase complex; cytoplasm
Molecular function (GO): GDP-dissociation inhibitor activity
Source: RefSeq, a predicted model, not a curated record
GCUUACAAUUGUUGUUGAUUACAUAGCCUUAUUGAACUUAAAUUUAAGUUUUAUUACGUGAUAUGUAAUUAUUUUAAUGAACAGAAUAAAUAAGUUCGUAAAUGUGGAUACAGUGUAAGGAGUUGGCAAAUUAUCGAAAAUGGACCUUCCAAACGAGUUCGACGUAGUUGUUUUGGGCACAGGCAUGCCUGAGAGCAUUGUUGCUGCAGCAUUCUCCAGAAUUGGACAGAGAGUUCUUCAUUUGGAUAAAAAUGAUCACUACAGCGGAGACUGGGCCUCCUUUAACCUGAAGAGUCUAGAGGAAUGGGCAGAGAGACAUGCUGAGGGGUCAGCAAGCGUAGACUGCAUUGCACGACCAGCUGUGAAUGAUUCUGAGAUCCUAGAAAGCAAUGAACGUCUCAUUGAGAUGCCCUUGAACAAAACCUCCUUCUCCAAUGCUGUUGUAGAAUAUUUUGUCAGUGGCACAGAUGAAAAUAAUGAAAAGAUUGACGAAAAUCAACAAGAGGCUGGCAAGGAAACGCCUGACAUUCCUGAAAAUUUAGAGGCAAGGGUUGUUAAACCUGUAGAAAGUGAAGACCAUGGAAAAACUGAACAAUCAACACAUAAAGAUGAAUUAACACCCUCACAUAUUGAAAGCCAUCCAGGCCAGUCUAAACCAGAUGAUGUCACUGAGGUUAGUGAUAGACUUGCAGCAGUAGGAGUGGCCGUAAAGGAAGCAACGGAGAAUGGAGACGCCUCUAAUGCCACUUUGGGGAAAGCAGAUAAGCCUCAGAGUUCUGAAACUAUUGGUGGUGUUCAGCAAGAAAUAAAGGCUAGACUGUGGACAACAAGUAGAAUUAAAUCAGAAUGGAGAAGAUUUAACCUGGACCUUUCCCCAAAGGUUCUGUUCUCAGUAGGUGAUAUGGUUGAGCUACUGAUCCAGUCCGACAUUGCAAAGUACUGCGAAUUUAAAACAGUCACACAGAUACUCACUGUCAUGAAAGGAACUGUAGAGAAGGUGCCAUGCUCCAGAUCGGAUGUGUUUAGUAGCCAGUCUGUCAGUAUGCUGGAGAAACGGAUGCUUAUGAAGUUCAUACAGUUCUGUCUAGACUAUGAGAACAAAAUGGAGGAACUGGGAGACGUUCUAGAUGCACCAUUCACUGAUUUCUUGGCUUCAAGAAAUUUGACACCAACAAUCCAGCACUAUGUUCAACAUGCCAUUGCCAUGGCUACUGAAUCCAUGGCAACCAGACAGGGUCUGCUGCAGAUGAAGAAGUUCCUGAAGAGUCUUGGUCGCUAUGGUAACACUCCAUUUCUGUGGUCACUGUACGGCAGUGGAGAAAUGCCUCAGAGCUUCUGCAGGAUGUGCGCUGUGUUUGGUGGAGUGUAUUGUCUGCGGACCACAGCAUCUGCCAUCACUGUGGAUGAGACCAAUAGAUGCACUGGGAUUGUGACUACAGAAGGAAAGAAGAUAAAGUGCAAGUGGCUCAUAAUGUCAUCAAGUUAUGCUCCAGACCAGUUUCUGUCUAUAUCUGGAGACAAAAGGCUUGUAUCUGUAUCCCGUGGAGUGCUGUUGACAGAAAAAUCAUUGCUAACUACUGGCCAACAAGAGCAGCUGUCUAUGAUGUGUCUACCCUGCCCAGACGAUGGAGACAGACCUAUUAAUGUCCUAGAAUUGCCUCCGUCGAGCAUGGCUGCACCACCUGGACUGUAUGUCUACCACUUAACCCGGAUGGGCAAAAAAUCUGUCAGUCCCAAGGAUGAUUUGCAGUAUGCAGUCGAUACUCUAUUUAGCAAAGAUUGCAAUGAGACUAAGCCAAGGAUCCUGUGGUCAUUGUUCUUCACCCAGACAGACAUGUCACAAGUGUCGCCCAGUGCGUGUGUACCGGAGAAUGUGUUCUUGAUGUCUGGGCCUGGAGCCGAGAUUGAUAUCGACAGACCCGUCAGUGAGGCCAGAGAAGUCUUCAAAAAAAUUCUUCCUAAUGAAGAGUUUUUGCCAAAAGCUCCCAACCCAGAAGACAUUAUUUAUAUAGAUGACUCUGAGGCACAAGCUGCAUCUUCUAACAGCCAAUCGGAAUUUGAAGAAACAAGCAACGGCCAAUCAGAACCAAGCCUGAUCGAAGAUAGAGAAGAAUCUGAGAACCAGGCAAAUGAUCGUCUAGUUGAAGAGCCUACAAAUGAAAGUGUAAAAGUGGAUAGUGAACAAGCAUGAGAUGUUUAUAAAAUGUGCUUAAAAUUCUGACCAUUGACACCCGUUAUACCUAUUUCUACCAAUACUCCUCAAGUUUGGACUGGUAUUCCAUACUUUAUUACCUUUCAGUGUAUAUUCCAGUAUGCUAUUAAUUUAUUUAUUUAUAAUAAUGUAGAUUUAACCUGUAACUAGUUACUUGUGAACUUUAUUUUGGAGCCUUCAUUACAAGAAUGGAAACUAAGAAUUAUAUUAAUAAUAAGACAAUUUCAAAAC